AUGAUUUCAGCUAAGAAAGAUAUCAAGGUACAACUGGAGAAGUGGCUAGAGUAUGCCCAAAACAAGAUUAGAAGGCUAGUAAGAAGCAAUGGGGAGCUGGUCCAGGCAAAGCAGGGGAUUGAGGAGGAAGUGAUAGGGUUUUAUAGACAACUAUUAGGCUCAACAACUGAAGGUUUGCCUGCAAUUAACCCAACAGUGAUGAGGGGUGGACCACUGGUGAACAGAGAACAACAACUAAAACUGGUGUUAGCUAUCACUAGAGAGGAAGUCUAUACCAUGCCCUUAAAGAUAUUGAGUGACAACAAAGCUCCUGGUUGCGAUGGUUUCAAUGCCUUGUUCUUUAAAAGAGCUUGGCUUGUGACUGAUACUAAAGUUACAGAUACUUUGUUGGAGUUCUUUUCAAAUGCAAAUAUGUAUCAGUCUAUCAAUUGCACAACAUUUUCAGGAAAAUUUGUGCAAUGGACUAUGAGAUGUGUGACAACUGUAUCUUAUUCCAUAAUCAUUAAUAGUCAGCCUAAAGCUCCUUUUCCUGCUAAGAAAGGACUGAUACAGGGAGACCAAUUGUCUCUGUACUUAUUUGUGUUGGCUAUGGAAUAUCUAACUAGACUCCUGAUCAAGACAUUAAAGAGGAAUCCCAACUUCAACUACCACCCUAAAUGUGCCACAAUGAACAUUGUCCAGCUCAGCUUUGCUGAUGAUCUACUGCUAUUUUGCAGGGGUGAUACUAUCUCUGUGCAACUAUUGUAUGAGCUUCUAGGAAUUCUCCAAAGCCUCAGGUCUAGUUGCAAAUGCUGA
Nicotiana attenuata is the source of this 795-nucleotide messenger RNA. RefSeq lists its product as uncharacterized. The transcript is spliced from 3 exons. Lineage: Eukaryota; Viridiplantae; Streptophyta; Magnoliopsida; Solanales; Solanaceae. The coding region runs from base 1 to 795 and encodes 264 amino acids. The record is from RefSeq and is a predicted model, not a curated record.